Molecule: messenger RNA, 1320 nt
Organism: Aspergillus affinis
Lineage: Eukaryota; Fungi; Ascomycota; Eurotiomycetes; Eurotiales; Aspergillaceae
Product: putative chitin biosynthesis protein (Chs5)
Exons: 2
Coding region: 1-1320 (439 amino acids)
Biological process (GO): conjugation with cellular fusion; Golgi to plasma membrane transport
Cellular component (GO): trans-Golgi network; exomer complex
Molecular function (GO): protein dimerization activity
Source: RefSeq, a predicted model, not a curated record
AUGUUGGUCUCCUUGACUGUUGGCAAGGUAGACGCUGGUGUCGCCGUGCUCUUGACCCAGGACAACCGUCUUAUCGAAUUCCCCUCUGUUCUCCUACCAAACAACAUCACCUCCGGUAGCAUCGUCGAUAUUACCGUAGCGCGCAACCACAAUGCCGAAGCUGCCAGCGCUGCCGGGUUCCAAUCCCUCCAGAAACGCAUCCUGAACACCUACGGCGUCAAGACGCCCUCGCCGCCCAUCCUGCGCCUCCGCAAUGCAACCCAGACCUCCCUAGUCCUCGAAUGGGAACCCAUCGACCUGGCGACCGCCUCUCUCAAAUCUCUCUCCCUUUACCGCAACGGUUCCAAGGCUGGCUCGAUACCCCGUCCCCUCGAGACCCGCAGCACCAAGAUCAGUGGUCUUGCCGUCCACGCCGAAUACACCUUCCACCUGGUCCUGCGCACCACCGCCGGCACCUACCAGUCCGAGAAGCUCACCUGUCGCACGCACAAAAUGACCGAUCUUUCCGGCAUCACGGUGACGUCGGGCGUGCUGCCCCCGCAGCAGAGGGACGCCCUUGCGGCGGCGCUGGACCGCAUUGGCGGCAAGUUAAUCGAUACCGUCCGCAUCGACACGACCCACUUUGUCUGCACGGAGGGCCGCGGCCCACUGUGGGAGAAGGCUGUCGAGAUGAACAUCCCCGUCGUCGUGCCCGAGUGGGUGGAUGCCUGCGAGGCCGAGGGUACCAUCGUCAGCGUCCGCGGCUACUACCUGAACGCCGACCCCAAGGCCAGACAGCUUGGCACGCUUCACGGCUCUACGCAGCAUCAGCGCACCACCUCCUCGGCCACCUCGAUCCAGCCGCCGCAGACCCCGACUCAACAGUCGCACUCGCAGUCAAGAAUGAGUCUUGCGCCUCGCGCCUCGCGCGAGAGAGAAUCGCACACGAUCGGUGAACCACCCGUGACGCCCUUCCCAGGCGCAAACAUGAGCGGACAGCCCACGGCUGCGGAAGACGAAAUCACCUCGGACGACGACCAGUCGCCGCCUCCUGCACCACCCCCGAAGGAUGAGACCGAAGAGACAGAAGAACCAUCAUCGAAUGGCCCUACCGCGCAGAUCGUCGUCACCGAGCCUACCUCUCCGUCAAAAGACCAGCCUUCCAAGGAUGAAGAACACGAGAAAGAGAAGGACCAGGAUCAAGAACCUGAAAAGGACAAGGAAGUAGCCGCGGCCAAUGCCGGUGAUAAAGAAGCACAAGAAGAUGAUUCAUCGAGUAACGAACCAACCAAGGAGAAGGGAAAAGAAGGCGAGGGGGACUUUAACGAAGUCCCUCUUUAA